GUUUUGCGGCGACAACGUGACAGAAGAAACGAACCACAGAAAAGCAAACAGCUAGGAACGAACCCUUGCCCCAUGCCAAGUUUCACCCAUGGGUAAAGGUCAGGACAAGGCAUUGGCGUCCCCACGCAGCAUCGAGGCAGAAAACAUGAUAUAAAUCAGGUCGAGAUCCGUCCUCUGUCUCCCGUCCAGCACCUCUUCUUCUCCUCCACAGGUCGCCUUGACUCAAGACUCUCUCUUCUCAGCCGCCCCUGCUCGUCUCUCCUUGCUCCAGACCACAAAGCAUUCACCAUGAAGCUCUCCGCUGCCCUCCUCCUGCCCGUCCUCGCGGCGGCUCUGCCCGCCGAGUUCGUUCAGAACGAGCCCGAGCUGGCUGCGCGCCGUGCCAACAUUGUCGAGCGCCAGCUCCAGCCCGAGGAGCUGCUCGAGGCCCGCCAGGCCUCGGUCAGCAUUGACCAGCGCUUCAAGAACAAGGGCAAGAAGUACAUUGGUGUCGCCACGGACCAGGGCCUGCUCAACAGCGGCAAGAACGCGGCCAUCAUCCGGGCCAACUUUGGCCAGGUCUCGCCCGAGAACAGCAUGAAGUGGGACGCCCUCGAGCCCAGCCGCGGCAGCUUCAACUUUGGCAACGCCGACGCGCUCGUCAACUUUGCCCAGCAGAACGGCAAGAAGGUGCGCGGCCACACCCUCGUCUGGCACUCGCAGCUGCCCACCUGGGUCCAGAACAUCAACAACGCCCAGACGCUGCGCGACGUUAUCCGCAACCACGUCACCACCGUCGUCACCCGCUACAAGGGCAAGAUCCUCCAGUGGGAUGUCGUCAACGAGAUCUUCAACGAGGACGGCACCCUCCGAGACUCCGUCUUCUCCCGCCUCCUGGGCGAGGAGUUUGUCUCCAUCGCCUUCAAGGCCGCCCGGGCUGCCGACCCGGCCGCCAAGCUCUACAUCAACGACUACAACCUUGAUAGGGCCGGCGUCUCCAAGGUCAACCUCAUGCGCUACUACGUCGACAAGUGGAUCGCCGCCGGUGUUCCCAUUGACGGCAUUGGCUCCCAGACUCACAUCUCUGGCGGCGGCGGCUCCGCCGUCCAGGGCGCCCUGGCGCAGCUCGCCGCUGCGGCCGUCACCGAGGUCGCCAUCACCGAGCUCGACAUCAAGAACGCGCCCACGGCCGACUACAACGCCGUCGUCCAGGCUUGCCUCAACGUCCCCAAGUGCGUCGGUAUCACCGUCUGGGGUGUCAGCGACAAGGACUCGUGGCGCAAGGGCGAGAACCCCCUGCUCUUUGACAGCAGCUUCAACCCCAAGGCUGCCUACAACAGCAUCGCCAACCUCCUCGCCUAAAGUAGUGUUUUAAGGGCAAUUAGUAUUUCUGAGGCCGGGGGGAGCCUCACACACACGCGGCGUGGUGGUGGUCCCGCGUGUGUGCCGAUGAUGAUGAGAGCAGAGCGAAGGAUCUGUUCUUCACUGGAUCGCCACUUUUUUCACAAUCUCCUUUUUCGUUGCUUCCACAGAUGCAUCUCUUUUUGUGGCUAGGGCGGGAGGCGAUUUACGUAUAUAUUUAACGUUCUCGAGUACAAAUAACGAGCGAAUACUUAACCGGUCACUACUUA
Messenger RNA from Microdochium trichocladiopsis, 1610 nucleotides. Its product is annotated as family 10 glycosyl hydrolase. Gene Ontology annotation, biological process: carbohydrate metabolic process. The transcript has 2 exons. Gene Ontology annotation, molecular function: hydrolase activity, hydrolyzing O-glycosyl compounds. The record is from RefSeq and is a predicted model, not a curated record. The coding region runs from base 289 to 1341 and encodes 350 amino acids. NCBI's taxonomy places the organism in Eukaryota, Fungi, Ascomycota, Sordariomycetes, Xylariales, Microdochiaceae.